CCCGAUCAACCCCGGGCACCGAUCAGUUCGCAUCGAGCCUCGGUGGGCAUCGGAUUCAACUUGAGUGCAAGUGUAGCGUCGUCGUCGGUCGCGAUCACGUGAUCGUUAGUAUUGGUGGUUUUAGUGAUAAAAAGUUCCUUGCUUUUGACGCCGCAGGGCGGCCUUUUGCAACUCGGUGGUGAACUACACAAUAGGCGGGCCGUGGACGGAUUUUAUUGUUGGCCGGUGAAGAAGUUGCAAAGCCAAUUGCACCUAAUAAAUUGUGAGGUUAUCGAGAGCGGCUAACCGUGGAUCCCCCCGACGGUUCAGAAUCACAACACUUUUACAUUACAGGUAGAAUAUGACCAAAUCCAACUCUAGAGCAACCAUGCGGUUGCUGCUACUGGCAACUGUAGCCCUGCUACCGUCAGCCUUCGGUGGAUCACCGUUUAUGCAUCGGCAGAGAACUAUCGCCCGAACCGUCAGCUCCAACAUCACCACUGAAGAACCGGUGCUCGCAAAUCCCUACUUGGCCCCCGGCGGAAAGGAAGCCCUCGGAACCAAACAGGUGUCGGAUUUCAUCACCAGCCAGGGCAAAAAUGUCUUCGAUGUGGUCUACCAGUGGAACAUCAUUGAUUUCCUGUACCCGAGUCUGAAGGCUCGUAACGAUGCCAUUCGCACCAAACAAUUCAUCCCGGAGAACAACCUCCCGCUGGGCGUUGACCGCUUCCGUAAUCGUAUCUUCAUCACCACACCUCGCUGGAACCCAGGUGUACCGGCUACCCUAUCCUACCUCCCGCUGCCAGUCCAAGACCCAAGCCUACCACUGAUCCCCUACCCGGACUGGAGCUUCCAUACAUCUCCGCAGAACCCCGACUGUAGCCGUCUGGUAUCCGUGUACCGGAUCUACGUGGACGAAUGCGAUCGCCUUUGGGUCCUCGAUGCCGGAGUGAUCGAUACUCUGACCAACCUGCAGCAGAUCUGCCCGCCGAAGAUCCUGGCGUUCAACCUUCAAACCGAUGAACUCCUUUUCAGUUACACUCUCCCAGCGGAUCAGGUCAAACAGGACUCGCUGCACACAAACGUCGUUGUGGACAUCCGGGACGGCCAGUGCCAGGAUGCUUUCGCCUACAUUGCCGAUGUUUGGCGCUAUGGAGUCACCGUGUUCAGCUUGCGGGAGUUCAAGAGCUGGCGCACCACUAACUACCUAUACAACCCAAAUCCCUUUGCCAGUGACUACAACUACAAGGAGCUGAACUUCCAGUGGUCCGACGGAGUCUUCGGCAUGUCCCUGUCUCCGGUUCACAGAAACGGCGAUCGUAUGCUUUUCUACCAUCCUAUGUCCAGCUACACGGAAUUCCAAGUCCCGACCUCGGUCCUGCAGAACGAAACCAUCUGGCAGAACUUCGGACUGGCCAAGGCGUUCCAACCGGUCGGUAGCCGUGGCAAGGCCGGUCAAUCGUCCACCUCCGGAGUCGCCCGCAACAACGUGCAGUUCUUCACGCUAGUCCAGCAGAGCGGCGUUGGCUGUUGGGAUUUGGGCAAACCGUACAACCGCAACAACUUGGGUGUAGUCGAAAAGGACAUGGACAAACUGACGUUCCCCAACGAUUUGAAGUUGGAUCGCGAGACGAAGCAAUCGAUCUGGGUGAUCAGCAACAAGUUGCCGGUGUUCCUGUACUCGCGGUUGGACUACAACGAAGUAAACUUCCGGGUGCUGAAUGCCGGAGUGCAGGAAGCAGUGCAGAAUACGGUGUGUGAUCCGCGGAUGCCACCGAGCUUGGCCUACUCGAAAGAUCCUGAGUGUGAUGCGUAGAGAGAUUUGUUAGUUUUAUGUGUUCUGAGUAUUAAGUUUUACGAUUAUUGAUAGAAAUUGAUUAGUGUAAGUUAUUGUAUUGAUACAGCCAUGCUGAUAAUGAUUCCAUGUUCGACCAGUGAAAUAAAUUAUUUAUAAGAAGUUUA
Molecule: messenger RNA, 1941 nt
Organism: Aedes albopictus (Asian tiger mosquito)
Lineage: Eukaryota; Metazoa; Arthropoda; Insecta; Diptera; Culicidae
Gene: yellow-h
Product: protein yellow
Exons: 4
Coding region: 341-1795 (484 amino acids)
Cellular component (GO): extracellular region
Source: RefSeq, a predicted model, not a curated record